CAGACUUACAGAUGGUUCAAAGAAUUGCUGCUGAAGAUUCGGUCGUUCGAGCAAUCACCAGCAUUACCGAUACAUACAUGCGCAACCUCGAUACCCCUACUAACGAAGUCGCAGACAGGAUCGUAGCUGCUGUGAAAGAUGGUCUCAAGGAUAUCGUCGGAGAACAGGAGCCAUUCCACGACCCGAACACUACACCAGCCUGUCUUGAAGGCGUCCUCUGGUUCCUCUGGGGCACAUACAGACGGACUGCCGCCUGGGAAGAGCCGAGGCUUCAAGAGCGUAUAGUCGACGUCCUGCGAGAACUGAAGACGCACGGCAAGGCCGGUUUCGAGGGCAUGAAGAUAUGGGGACACGACAUGAACUGGAAUAACCUGCCGGUGUUUGGCUUGGAUGCCAGAGAGAGUCUCGAUGUCCUCGUCGGAUACCUGCCCGGCUCGGACAGGGUCGCGCCGCUGGACCUGCGAGAACCAGUGCCACCGGUAGGACUCAGAAUCCUCUCCGGAGCAAUACCCGAGGACCCGGACCCGUCCAACCAGCUGUACGUAAGCGCGCGCGCGGUGUGGCUGGAAACCAGACGCUAUCUCAUGCGGGUCUGGGUGGCGGGCGUCUACGACUUCGAGAUUUACGGCAUCUGGUUCAUGCGCGAGGGCCUUGAGGACCUGGACCUUGCGGAUCUCGAGUGGAAGACACACACUGCGUCGGCUCCGCCCGUCCUUGCGCUCGAGGGAGCGAGUGUGUGUGUCCAGACCGCGGGCGAGAAGAUGUAUCGCAGCAACCUGGUCGAGGGGCCGAAUGGCAAUCCGAACUGGAACUCCAACUUUGGGACAGCGGGCAGGGGAGGGAAGAGGUGGACAGGCGUGGACGGAUACCACCCAGACCGCUGGAGGCUGUGGAAGUCUGUCUUUCAAGAGUACGCGGACGCCCAUGGCAUGAAAGGCAUAUGGCCGAACGCGGUAGAGGCUGCGAAAACUGCAAUUGCAGUAAUGGAGAAGAUAGAGUCUACGGACGCUGGACUUGGUGAUUAAGAAGGCGGAGGAUACGGCUACUCCUCUGAGCAGUUGUACAUACUCGAAGUGAAUGCA
Messenger RNA from Phanerochaete carnosa HHB-10118-sp, 1082 nucleotides. RefSeq lists its product as uncharacterized. The transcript is spliced from 4 exons. NCBI's taxonomy places the organism in Eukaryota, Fungi, Basidiomycota, Agaricomycetes, Polyporales, Phanerochaetaceae. The record is from RefSeq and is a predicted model, not a curated record. The coding region runs from base 78 to 1025 and encodes 315 amino acids.